This is a messenger RNA of Hemibagrus wyckioides, 2260 nucleotides long. RefSeq names its product hedgehog acyltransferase (gene hhat). The transcript has 12 exons. Gene Ontology annotation, cellular component: endoplasmic reticulum. Lineage: Eukaryota; Metazoa; Chordata; Actinopteri; Siluriformes; Bagridae. The record is from RefSeq and is a predicted model, not a curated record. Gene Ontology annotation, molecular function: palmitoyltransferase activity. Gene Ontology annotation, biological process: protein palmitoylation. The coding region runs from base 382 to 1923 and encodes 513 amino acids.
AAAUUAUAUAAAAUUAUAUAAAGUGCAUAGUGUGUAAUUAAAAUUUUUUUUUAAGAUUAAUUAAUAAAAAUAAAUAAAUGAGACUGGAGAAAAAAUGAUCUAACCAAUCGCAGUUUGCAGUCUACAAGUACACAUGUAGACCAACCAAUUAAAUGUUAGCGGAUACCGAGUCAGGAAGUGAAGGGCGGAGCUUCACAGGCAGCGCGAGUCACAGGAGCAUUCCAAAAUCCUUCAUUAAACCCUAGACCAGUGCCCUUCACCCCCACGGGUCACACCUAGUGCACUACACAUGGUCCUGAGAGCGGUUUGGGACGCGCCCACUCAUUCACAUGGCGAGGAAGACAACAUGUUAAAUCUCUUUAUAGCGCUGAUGAUUGCUGUAUGAAUUCAUCUGAAGUCUGUGUGGUCAGGAUGGAGUCCACUGCGUUACCUCACUGGGAGAUGAGUCUGUACUGGAUCCUGUCCUUCACCUCUCAUCUCUACUCCUUCUACCAGCUUCACCUGUUCUCCAAAGAGCAUGAGGAGAGUUUGGACAGAGACGGUCAGCUGGAGAGAAGUGUCUUCAUCCAGAGCAGUAAAAAGGAUGCUGCUGACUUUGAGUGGAGUUUCUGGAGUGAGUGGGCGUGGCGUUCUCUCCUCUGGUCACUGAUUGGUCAUGGUGUAGUGUCCCAGCUGUCCAGUGUGUGUAUGCCUCAGUUGAGAAAGGCUGUCCUCACAGUGUAUGGUGUUCUCUGUGCCUGGUGCCUCCUUGGUUCGAGGGGCGUAGCCGUUCUAAUGCUUCACCUGGGCAUUUCAUUGGCUGUUGCUCAGCUGCAGAACCCCGCCCUUUCCUGGGGCUGCUCUCUGUUACUGCUUUUUACACUACACAUCAGCAGCGUGCAGGACAUACAGCGAGGCUGGUACGACUCAGAUGAGAACUAUUAUCUCCUGAUGUUCAGCAUUGCAAUGUGUGUGUUACGCUGUGUCAGCUUCAGCCUGGAGCUGUGCUGGAGCCCUCUGCAGGUCAGAGGAACAGAUCAUGGCUUCUCUUUUCUCAACUUCACAACAUUUCUAACACAACUCUACCACCUGGUCUCCUACUGCUUCUAUCAUCCACUCUUCUACAACGGACCCAUCAUUAACUACAACCAUUUCAGACAGGAGAUGGACAGUGCAGUGUGUAAAGUGUCCCUGUCCCUGAUGUUGGGCUGGACGUUGCGUGUGUGUGUGUGGUGGUGUUUAGCUGAGGUUAUGAUCCACUUCAUGUAUAUACACAGCAUCCAGAACAACGAGACCUACCUCAUCAUGCUCCCCCCCUGGGCUCUGGGAGGUCUGGCCCUGGCUAUAGUACAGUUUUUCUAUGUGAAGUAUUUGGUGUUGUAUGGUGUUGCGUCUUUGCUGAUGAAGUUGGAUGGUGUUGAAACUCCUCCUCUACCUCGCUGUGUGAGCACCAUGUAUAGCUUCCAAGGGAUGUGGAGGCACUUUGAUGUGGGACUGUACAGGUGGCUCAUCAGGUAUGUGUAUGUUCCUUUGGGAGGGUCUCAGCAUGGGCUUUUCCAGAAGCUUAUCUCCAUGGCGAUGACGUUCAGCUUUGUGUGUUUGUGGCAUGGUUGCCAUGACUACCUACAGUGCUGGGCCCUGCUCAACUGUGUGUGUGUGUUCAUAGAGAAUAGCAUCAGGCACUUCCUCUGCUGGCCUCCUCUACAUCACACUAUUGUAUAUUCUCUGUCCUUACCCAUGAGGAGGCGUGGCCUUGCGCUUAUCUCUGCUUUUUCCACAGCUAUGUUAAUUCUGUCCAAUCUGGUGUUUCUCGGAGGAAUUCACAUUGGCCAUGUGUAUUGGGAGAGGGUUUUCAUGCAAGGCUGGUCCAUCAUGGCACUUCCUGUACUUGGGUGUCUGUACUGCUUUGCGCAGGUUGGACUGGAGAUGGACAGAAAGACGUGAAGACUGGGGUGUGGCCAGCCGGGGUGGGGUCAGGGGGUAUUUCUGGACUGUCCCUCACACUCACCUGUCUCUGGUUCAGCAGAGGGUCAGUGCAGCACUGAAGUCUAGGACUUUCUUCAUUAAUGUUUUUUAUUGUUCAUGUCAUCUGCAUUAAUCUCAUCUCAAUCUCCUGACCUUUAUAAACACUAAUUAUUCUUUAACUCGUAUUGUGCUUUAAUGUAGCAAUGCAGAUACUGCUGUAAUUUAUUCAUGUUUAUAUGAUUUAUUAAAACACACAUCACUUAUAAAUGAGAACACACACACACUCUCUCUCUCUCUCUCUCUCUCUCUCUCACCC